UUUAGUGUUAGUGGUUUUUGGGGUUACCUCUGGACGAUGAAAAAUAAUCUCUGGCAGUGAUACGUGUGGUCGAGUGCAGAGAGUCUCGCAGACUCCUCACUGGGGAAAGAACAACCUCACGUUUACACAUACAGCUGUUUGGGGGGGGGGGUCAAACAAACAUUUUUUUUUAUUAUUGUUCAUACAUUCUCGCGAGUUGGUAAUAACACCGAUAACGCCAAUCAGUCGGAACCCCCAACAUAUCCAUGCUGACAAAACCCCCCGAAAGUCAUUUAAUCUGUGCUCUCCUGGGAGAAACAAGUCCCUCGGUCGUCACCUGCCGUCUCUUUUUUUGUUGAAAAUUGCACUCGUACAGUCCACUCCCCCUCUCGCCCUCACCGAUGUGACACCUUUAACCCUGAGGAUUCUCUCCAAGCAACCGAGGAACCAACAGCCCAUUUUUUACUCCGACUCUCUCCCCUCUUAUUGUAAAUUUCUCUCGUCAUCCAUGAUAUGGAGAUUUGAUAGUUGCUUCAUUCGCGAUAUCAUCGACGGUGGAUUCCAGUUUUGGGGACUGAAUAAAGAAUUGAGUCUCGAGGACGGCAGGUCUUUAACACAAACCAAGAGGCCACAGGGUCUCGCUGUAAUCAGGAAUGUCCCUGCCCUCCUCCUCCACCUCGACAUCCUUCUCAACGUCCUCAUCAACCUCGUCUCUAGCAUCAGCCAAAGGUAUAGAAGGUGAUAAACCAGCUGGUGGGAGUCCAAGUCCAGUGGAAAGGCUCGAAAAUGGUCCAGGGCCGAGUAAUGCUGACGAGGAGUCCGUCAAAACCGAUAACAACGAGUCCGAGGAAUUCUCGAAUGGGCCUGACGAGGGUGAGGAUGAAACGAGUGAGGAAGAGAGCGAUCUCAGCGACAACGGGCUACAGUGCGAUGUCGAGUGUGAAGAGGAUAUAAUUGACGAGUCUUCAUCAAAUUCAGAUGUUCAGAGGCCAGUGCUCCAGACCUGCGUCCCCUUGAAUGUUGUCCAGCCACUCAGGAAGAGGAAGUGUGAGACAGACUUUGUUAGUUCACCUUGUAAGAAACUAAAUCCCGAAGAAAAACCCACUUGUCAUCUUUUGGGGAAAAAACUCGACGACAAGGGGAAACACGUUAGAUUUGUCAUUCCAACUAGAGAUAAUCCUCCACCCGAAAUGAGUGAUUGGCUCCUUCAGUUUCAGAGAUGGUCAAACGCCGAAAGAAUGCUAGCAAUAGAUGAAUUAAUAGAGAGAUGCGAACCAACGCAAGUUCGGCAUAUGAUGCAAGUCAUAGAACCACAAUUCCAGCGUGAUUUCAUAUCCCUUUUACCAAAGGAACUAGCCCUAUCAGUGCUAGCCUUCCUAGAACCUAGAGACCUCCUUCGAGCAGCCCAAACCUGCAGAAACUGGCGAUUUCUCGCUGAUGACAAUCUUCUGUGGAAGGAAAAGUGCAGAUCAGCUGGAAUCGAUGAUCUCAGGGAUUCACCACCUACAAAACGCAAGGCCUGUCGCACCACUGGCAAUUGUGGGUCACCCUGGAAACAAGCAUACAUGAGACAGCAUAAUAUUAAAAUGAACUGGAGGACUAUGCCAAUAAGACCACCAAAAGUACUAAAAGGACACGAUGAUCAUGUUAUCACUUGUUUACAGUUCUCUGGGAAUAGGAUAGUUAGUGGAUCUGAUGAUAAUACUCUUAAAGUCUGGUCAGCUGUUACUGGAAAGUGCCUGAGAACCUUAGUGGGCCACACAGGUGGUGUCUGGUCCUCACAGAUGGCCGGCACGACAGUGAUAAGUGGAAGUACAGAUAGAACCUUAAAAGUAUGGAAUGCUGACACUGGCCAAUGUAUUCAUACCCUCUAUGGACACACCUCAACUGUUCGCUGUAUGCACCUGCAUGGGAAUAAAGUCGUGAGUGGUAGCAGAGAUGCAACACUGAGGGUGUGGCAAGUCGAUACUGGCGAGUGUCUGCAUGUACUCGUUGGACAUUUGGCAGCUGUAAGAUGUGUGCAAUAUGAUGGUAGACUGGUUGUCAGUGGUGCUUACGAUUACAUGGUUAAAGUUUGGAAUCCAGAGCGUGAAGAAUGCCUGCACACACUUCAGGGUCACACCAAUAGGGUUUAUUCACUUCAGUUCGAUGGUGUUCACGUGGUAUCUGGCUCCCUUGACACUAGCAUAAGGGUGUGGGAAGUCGAGACUGGUGCCCUCAGACACACCCUGAUGGGCCAUCAGUCUCUCACGUCCGGCAUGGAACUUCGUAAUAAUAUUCUGGUGUCUGGCAAUGCUGACUCUACUGUCAAAGUCUGGGACAUUGUCAGUGGGCACUGCCUUCAGACACUCUCUGGUGCACACAAGCAUCAAUCUGCCGUUACUUGCCUACAGUUCAACAGCCACUUUGUUAUUACCUCGUCUGAUGAUGGCACUGUCAAGUUGUGGGAUGUUAAAACUGGUGAAUUCAUAAGGAAUCUCGUAGCUCUAGAAAGUGGUGGCAGUGGUGGUGUAGUCUGGAGAAUUCGUGCUAGCGAUACUAAACUCGUAUGCGCCGUUGGAAGUCGCAAUGGCACGGAGGAAACAAAACUACUGGUCCUUGAUUUCGAUGUUGAGGUAAAAUUUUGAAACAUGGAAGCAUUUAAGCAUAAUAAAAUCCCUGAGCUAAUGAAUAAUGAUUCAACACCACGUCGUGCCUCGGUACGCAGUCACGGUAUUUCAAAUUUUGUAAAUAACAACUUAGGUAGGCGUAUUAAGGAAGGAAAAAAAAAACAAUCUACUUGUACAAUGUUUCAUGUAUUAUUAAUUAUGGUCUGAUUUGUGAUAAGACUGCACACGAGAGAUUCCUUUUUUUAAUGUGAAAAGGUAAUGAUGAAGUGAGAAUAAUUGAGGUGGGAUUUUUUUUGUAGUACGUUGGGACGAAGGUGAUUCGUUUCGUCCACUUAAAGCCCCCCAGAAUGACGUAUUGAUCAAGACUCAAGAUCACUUAAUUAAUAAAGUCAAAUCGAAGCAGCUUAUCUAUUCAUUUACCUGUUAAUCGAACCAAUCGAAACUAGAACGAAUUUCUUUCAAAUAAUUCAAUUUACUUUUUUUUUUAAAUAUAUUUCUUUUUUACUCUGGAAAUAACCGAUAUUAUGUAUGCCAAACGGAAAAUUAAUUUCACUAUCAUGAGAGGUCUAAUUAAAGAAUUAAAACUCCUGCCUUGUGGCUCCUUUUCCAAACGAGUCUGGAACCACAAUUUUUGAAAUUAAAAAAAAAAAGCAUAAAACCUUCCCACGAGGAAGUAAUGAACUUUACUUGUACUUUAGUCGUUUCAGGACAAAUUAGGCACUUGCAUACGUAAUUAUGGUAUUUUUAUAAACAAUUUGCCCCCGUGUGCGUGACCGUCGCAAUAAUUAUAAUCCUAAAGAUUCUAAUGAUAAAUAAAAUGAAAAAAAAAAAUGUAAUUUGUAAUAAUAAUUAAUCAGCGAGCUUCUUUUACAAGAGUAGGGGAAAUUAAUGAGACACGCGUUUAUUGUUGGUGGGUCAGUGGACUGAAUUGUGUGUCGAAUGAAAUGUCACUGUAUAUAAUGAUAAAGCGAAACUGAACGAAGAUGAAAUGUGUCGAGAAUUAACGACGAAUAUUCUAAUGGAGAGAAGUAAUUAAGAGUAAUUUUCACACUGCAAAUGGCCAAACUGUACCAGCAAUCUCUUAAUCGAUGUCCAAUUGUCGAUUACCUCGUGUUCAUUCAAACAAAACAAUAUUAAAAAAAUUAAAUCAAUGAUUUUUUGAACAGAAUACAGUACCGAAGCGAAAUUGUCAUAAUUAAAUGGAGAAAAGUAAAACUGGACAUGUCAGUAAUUCCACGUGCCAAUAAUUCAAGUUUCAACUGUUCAUUGUGGUAUUUUAAUGUGCAAUACACUCACACAUACACAGGUAAACAUUUUUAGACACUUUUGUUUG
This is a messenger RNA of Fopius arisanus, 3921 nucleotides long. RefSeq names its product archipelago (gene ago). Gene Ontology annotation, molecular function: protein binding. NCBI's taxonomy places the organism in Eukaryota, Metazoa, Arthropoda, Insecta, Hymenoptera, Braconidae. The transcript is spliced from 6 exons. The coding region runs from base 633 to 2606 and encodes 657 amino acids. The record is from RefSeq and is a predicted model, not a curated record.